Molecule: messenger RNA, 2073 nt
Organism: Trichoderma gamsii
Lineage: Eukaryota; Fungi; Ascomycota; Sordariomycetes; Hypocreales; Hypocreaceae
Exons: 3
Coding region: 1-2073 (690 amino acids)
Biological process (GO): regulation of DNA-templated transcription
Molecular function (GO): DNA-binding transcription factor activity, RNA polymerase II-specific; zinc ion binding
Source: RefSeq, a predicted model, not a curated record
AUGGUUGGCGUUGGAGGGCGCAGCAAGGCCUGUGGUACUUGCAAGUCUCGCCAUGUCCGCUGCGAUGAGCGUCGUCCAUCCUGCAGUCGCUGUGAGAGAGCCGGCUUUACGUGCCAAGGCUAUGAGCGUCCCGUUAUUUUCAUCAACGCAACGCCAAGCGUGGCACACCGAAGGCUUGUCAUGUCCUCGAGUUCCCUGAGCAAUGACCCACUCAGACCUUUAAGCCAUUCGUCGUCGUUGGAAUCAACGAGUGCAUUUCCUGCCAACCCUUCAGAGCAGCCUGCUUCCCGCAGCCUCUCUUCUUCAUCGCCUAGCAUCAAUGGCCUUGCUGCCGGCACCAGCCAGACGCUCAUCUCUGAGCAAGCUCGCCGCUUCAUCCAUCAGCUUCUAACAGCGCAGGGCUUGGGGCAACGUCUCAGCCAAAUUAGCCACUACAACUCUGACAAGUGUCCUCCAUAUCUGGAGAUUUCCAUCGAAGCUGCGGCGCUGAUCCUGCAUGGACGCCUUACCCAGAAUGCUCUGAGCGUAUACCAGGCGACAAAGCUGUUUGGCAUGGCGCUACAGCAGCUUCGAACUCAGCUAGCUCAUGGAUACGGUAUAGUGGAGUCGGCAGUGGCUGCUGAUGCAUCGCUGCUCGUGGCAAUCAUGAACAUGACUCUGUUCGAGGUUCGUUGUGUGCCACCAGUGCGAUGUUUCAUUCCGCUCAAAGAGAUCAAUGUCUGUUUGCUAAUUGCGCGUGUUAACAAAACGAGGCAGUGGGUUGCAGGCUCAACUAGGGAUGCAUGGAAGCAGCACGUUCGCGGAUUGGCCGCCCUGAUCGAAUUAUGCGGCCCAGGAGCAUUUCGUCAUGCAGCCAUGAGACAAGCUUUUGAGCAGGCGAGGGCACACAUCAUGGUCCUACAUAUGGAUGAGUCGCAAAGGACGUUUUUGGAAGAGCCAUGCUGGCAACAAGUGCCCUGGAGCUACGACCCCGGCCGCAAAUCUUUCCGUGGUCACUUUAUAGACAUCAUCUGUUGCAUCCCCGGCCUUCUAGAUGAUGACAAAAGGCUUCGAGAGUUGGAGCGAGUCUCCACAAACACCACGGCUACUGACGCGUACUCCCAGAAUAGACAGCAAGAUGCAAAGAAAGCAGAACUAGAGUUACAUGAUUCCAUGCGGGAACGAGUCAUACAUCUCUAUACUAAACUGCUCGAUGUGCGUUGGCGAUGGGAAUUGGAGCAGCCCAACUGUUGCUCCGAGAUACCUGUUCUUCCCCGGACACGUUCGCCACACAAGCAGCAAAGCGGCCCCAUUUUAUCUGUGGAUGAGACGACAGGAAGGCCGAUAUUCAACACCGUGCUGUAUUUUAAAAGCCUAAUGCAGGCUAUUGAGAUGAACUUUUAUCACAGCUGCCUGUUACUUCUGCACAGCUUCGCAAGGGAUCUUGGUAUCAUGGACGAACUGAUACUACUCCACGCUCCUAGACACGCCAAAUUCGCGCACAACGACGUGAAUGGUGGUGAUGAUAGCAAUCAUGGCUCUUCAUCUAUUUUGCCUCCACCAUUUUCUUUCAAAACCAACAAUGCACUCGUCUUUCCGUAUGAAGCUCACUCGGACCAUUAUGCUACGCGGGAUAUACUUCGCACCGCCGACUUCCUACUGCAGCCGAAACAUGGGCCAGCCGGGGCUUACUUCUUCAUCUUUCCACUUCGCAUCGCGCAGGUUUACCACGAACUUCUCCGCUCGCUACCGGAUGAUGAUCCUCGUCUCAACAGUGCUCUUCCAUUCUUCUUGAACGUCGAACCGGAUGGCACGUCCCAGGAGCCGCGUGGGAGUCAUAUUACAGGCGCCACUCUCGAUAUCUGGUCGGACACCAGUGCUAGUGAUGGCAAUUUGAAUAGCCAUAUAGGCCAUAUCAAUACUCAGGUGGCUACGCAGUCGCGGCGACCACAAGCCGUACAAGCCAAAUCAGAGACGGAGAAAGGGAGCUUGAGGGAGUCCAAACACAAUGACCUGGUGUCAGCUUGGAUCCAGAGAAUAAUGCGGUAUAUGGGUGACGUGCAGGGCUUUAACAUAACAAAUAACUACAAAUAA